AUUUUAAUUUUAUUUUUGCUCAUAUAACAUCAUUCCACAGGUCUCACAGUACCACUUCCUUAAUUGGAAAGAUGCUAAGGGUCCAGAAUCUACGGGUCAUUUGCUCGAUUUUAUUGAACGGGUAAUGCACAAGCAGUACCGUAAACCGAUUGUCGUUCACUGCAGUGCCGGCGUUGGUCGGACAGGAGUACUAAUUGCUCUAUGGCGAUUAAUCGAAAGAGCACACACAGAACAAUUAAUCGAUAUUUUUGGGCAAGCAUAAACCGUUGAUGCCCUUCGAAGGCAACGUAGCCGUAUGGUGCAAACUCCUGAACAAUACCUCUCAUUAACCGUUGAUGCCCUCCGGAGGCAACGUAGCCGUAUGGUGCAAACUCCUGAACAAUACCUCUCAUUGUAUGAAGCAAUAUCACUUGCAAUUGUCGAGGAAAGAUUGUAA
This is a messenger RNA of Strongylus vulgaris, 436 nucleotides long. The record is from the annotation of a GenBank genome assembly. Lineage: Eukaryota; Metazoa; Nematoda; Chromadorea; Rhabditida; Strongylidae.